ACAAAAAGCAGUCAGGUGGUAUGAGAUGGAGAGACCUUACAACUACUCGACCAUCCCCCUCUCUCUUCUAUAUCUGCCAUUUUCUGUCGAUUCUGUACUCCAAACUCGAUUGAAUGGAUUUACUUUAAUCCACGCCCCCUCUCUUCGCAUGCCAUGUCAUCCAGCUCAAUUAAACCCGGAUCCCGCACGCCCCAUGCCAACAGCAACAACCCAAACUCCCUAAACUACUUCUCCUACCCCGUCACGCAUGUCGUCUCCGGCCUCUACCGUCGCUUCACAGACAAUCCCUCAUCCUCGAAAUCAUCCUCCGGCAAUAUGCCCAACCCCAUGAGCAACAACACCUCCACCACCCCCGGAGUCUUUACCCCCGUCCGAACCGCCUCUCCCUUCCAACCACCACCCCUAACACCCCUCACACUGACCUCCUCCUUCGAUUCAUUAUCAGAACCAGACCCCGACUCAGAUUCAGACUCCCUCCAACAACUCCUCACCCGCGCCCUCGCAGAGGAAAUCCGCCUCCUCGUCCCCGCCCGCCUCCAACUCGUCGAUACCUGGCGUUUAGCAUAUAGUCUCGAUCGCGACGGCGCAUCGCUGGGCACCCUCUACGCAAAAUGCAGGGACGUCGCAUCUCGAAGCCCCCGAGCGGGUUUCGUGCUAGUUGUCCGGGACGCAUCGCCCAACGGUGCGGUGUUCGGGGCGUACAUGACGGACCCCCCGCAUCCGAAUAAUCAUUACUACGGGACUGGGGAGUGUUUUCUGUGGCGGGCGAGUGUGCUUCCGCCGCCGGGGUCGAUGGGGUUGCAGGAUGUUUCUGGUGCUGCGGGGGGUGAGAAUCAUCCGCCGUCGGAGGAUUUGUUGGAGUUGGCUGGUUUGCCGCCGCCGCCUAGUGCGGAUACGACGAAUAUUGGACGAUCGACUACGUUGCGUGGGGAGUCGAAGCAGAAGGAUUCUUUUGAUACGAGUAAUAAUCGAUUGGCGCCACCGCGGUCACAGACACAGACACCUACGGGGAGCAUCCGCUCGGGGACGAGCACCCCAGAACGCAUCCGCUUCAAGGCAUUCCCCUACAGCGGCGUGAAUGACUGGAUGAUGUUUUGCGAAACUGGUUUCCUCAGUCUUGGUGGAGGUGACGGCCACUACGGUCUCUGGGUCGACUCCGGCCUCGAAAAAGGCGUCAGUGCACCAUGCCAGACAUUCGGGAACGAGCCUCUUUCCGAUGAAGGCGUCAAGUUCGAUAUCAUCGGCGUGGAGGUGUGGUAUGUUGGUGCUUGAGUUGGCCCCUACUGCCUACUUUGAUAUAUUCUGCCUGCUAUAUCUAAGCAUGCUAUAUUUAUUGGGUAUAUUAAAAGUGAUCUGGUUCGGGAAGAUUUAUGACAGAUCGUUGUGUACAUAUUUCAGAAUACCCGGACAUGAUGCGUGGCUGGUUCACCGUCGUGUUCUUCUGCGUCGUUUACAUAUAUAGAUCUCUGCUACUAUGGCGUUGGUUUACUCAACUCGAAUACCGGUAAAGAAUAAGGCUAAAAGCCUAUAGUCGAGUCCCUUAGAGCACUUAAGUCUCAAUUAUGAUCAUUGUAUUAAC
Messenger RNA from Aspergillus glaucus CBS 516.65, 1579 nucleotides. Its product is annotated as putative oxidative stress response protein Oxr1. The record is from RefSeq and is a predicted model, not a curated record. The transcript is spliced from 3 exons. Bases 154 to 1272 code for a protein of 372 amino acids. NCBI's taxonomy places the organism in Eukaryota, Fungi, Ascomycota, Eurotiomycetes, Eurotiales, Aspergillaceae. Gene Ontology annotation, cellular component: nucleus. Gene Ontology annotation, biological process: response to oxidative stress.